UCCUCGUUGCACUUCUAUGCAUAGUCUUAAUUUGAGUUGCUAUAUAUUCAUCUGAAGUUGUUCGUCAAAACUGUGAGUCAAUCUUGCACAAGAAUACAUAGUUUUGUGAAAUGUGCUUAGACAGUGGUGGUUCUCUGAAAUUUAUAUUGCUCCGAAAUCAACUACUCGCUUUUGGAUUAAGUUGUCUACGGUGUUUGUGGAACAACAGGCUUAGAUACACGCUCUCGGUUUUUAGAUGCUCAAUCCAUCCUUGUGGAAUGGAUGCAGUUUGUUUGUUCAUUAGUGAUACUGUGAGGAAUUCUUACCAAGCAUGUAGAAUUCUUACCUUGUGGCUUUGUUCCGUUUGAGUUCAAUUCAGGUUGCUGCUGCCUUUGCAAUUGUCUUGUAAAUUACUGUAGUACUCCUACCAUCAGUCAGACUGCGGGGGAAACUGCAGAUUUUGCCAUCAAACAUAACAGCGCAAAUCAAGUUAGUUAGCUCCUCAUGUUUCAGUUCGAUGGUUCCUAAUCAAGUUGCAAGUUUGUAACACCACUGCCACUGCUGUAUUGUUUCAGUUCGACGGUUCCUAAUCACGUUGUGCUAUGGAUUACACUAACCUCCUAGUGAAUGAGGCUGAAGAUUCUCAAGAUGCUGCUCCUACUAAUGAUCCAACCAUCCAUCAAAUUCCUGCAGCAACCAAGAGUUCGCAGGGUAGAACAAAAAAAUUCAGUUCUGUGGAGGACAUACUUCUUGUGUCAGCUUGGCUAAAUGUGGACAUGAAUCCUGUACAAGGAGUAGAUCAAUCACAGGGCACAUAUUGGAGAAGAAUUUAUGAAUAUUUCCAUGGAAACAAGACAUUCGAGUCAACUCGUACAGAAGUUUCUUUGAUGAAUCGUUGGUCUGGUACACAACAUGAUGUGAACAUAUUUUGUGGAUGUUUGUCCAGGAUUGAGGAUAGGAACCAAAGACACCAAAGCGGUUCUAAAGUAGAUGACAAGAUUGCAAAUGCAUGUGCACUUUUCAAGGCCGAGAAGGAUAGGAAGUUUAACUUGAUGCAUUGCUGGAAUAUCCUAAAGGAUAAGCCCAAGUGGAUGGAGAGGCGUAAGGAAAUUGCAACUGCCAAAAAAACAAGCAAUAAGAAACAAAAGACAAUGGCAAUUUCAGCUCCUGCAUCAGUUGUCCCAGCAGAUGCCCCUGCUGCCCCAGCAACUGCUGGUGAUGUUGGUGAACCAGCAGGAAGACCUGACGGAAAGAAGAAGAAACAGAAGCUAUGGCAACGUUCGAUCGUCGAAGCAGUGGACUAUCUAAUGGCAAAGAAGAAAGAAGCUGACCUUGAGAAAGGCUUGAAGAAAGAAGAGAGGUGCAACAAAGCCUUUGCUCUGCAGGAAGAAAGGAUCAAAUUGGAUAGGGAAAAGUUUGAGUUCGAGAGAGAGCUGGAAGAGGACAAAAUUAUUGCUUUGGAUUUGAGCAAAAUGACAUACAAACAACAGCAGUAUUAUGAAGAUCGUAAGAAUAAGAUUCUUGCUAGGCGUUUGAAUAUGUAGCUUCUGUCCAGUCAGUCAGUCAGUUCAUGAACCUUUGUCUAGCUUUGUCGGUCAUAGUACUGUUUGAGUUAUCUGGUGUGGUACUAUUAAGUAAUUUCUGGGUAAUGUGCACUGGAACAAGACUCGUGUUUGCUAUAUAUUUUUAUCGUCUGGAUGCACUGGCUUGU
Messenger RNA from Panicum virgatum (switchgrass), 1690 nucleotides. RefSeq names its product glutathione S-transferase T3-like. NCBI's taxonomy places the organism in Eukaryota, Viridiplantae, Streptophyta, Magnoliopsida, Poales, Poaceae. The coding region runs from base 582 to 1523 and encodes 313 amino acids. The record is from RefSeq and is a predicted model, not a curated record. The transcript is spliced from 3 exons.